Homalodisca vitripennis (glassy-winged sharpshooter) is the source of this 3143-nucleotide messenger RNA. RefSeq lists its product as uncharacterized. Lineage: Eukaryota; Metazoa; Arthropoda; Insecta; Hemiptera; Cicadellidae. Gene Ontology annotation, biological process: cilium assembly. The transcript has 9 exons. The record is from RefSeq and is a predicted model, not a curated record. Gene Ontology annotation, cellular component: ciliary transition zone. Bases 162 to 1253 code for a protein of 363 amino acids.
GACGUGUGACGUCGUUGCGCUCGUUGUCAUAGUGAAAUUCAAUGUUGUUUAUGUUUAUAGAAUUAAUUAUUUGAAUGGUUGAGGUUUGUUAAAAUGAAGAUGCUGGAACAGUGUCAAUAAUUGUAUACUGAGCCAAGGAGACAGAUCUUUUGGAAUGCAAAAUGUCUUCUGAUUCUUCUGCACCGUCAAAAAGUGAUGGAAUUAAAAAAACAAAAUUACACUUGAAAAGAAAAACACAUGAGAGCUCAGAAGAAAGUGAUGAUAGACAAGCAAGUCAGGGUUCAAGAGAGUCACAGAAGAGCUUCAGAAGUGUUUCUCGGACAAAACUAACAACAUUGGAACAACUUAGCUGCAAGACCUCAGCAGUUGUUGACUUGUUUCAGAAUGAUGAAUCCCAAAAGAAAUCAGCAACCACCGGGAGCAAUCACAACACUACAGCGCCAACUGUAAUAACAGCUGUAUUGAGAGAUCUGCGAGAUGACAUAAUCCGCUCACCGAACUAUAGACAGUCAGAACCAGUAUCAUUAGUAAAUGGAGACAGAGCAAUUGCAGUUAUUGGUGGAGAUAACAUAUAUGUUCAAAACAAAACCAAAUUUAUUCCGAUACCUCGUGACAAGGCACUUUCUACUCAUAAUGACCACAACUUUUGGGCUCAUCAAGCAACCAGACUGGAGGAACAUUCUCCACUAGAUGUUGCCAUUAUGGUUCAAAAGAUUUUCAUCCCUAUCAGUUCCAUGUGCUUUGGACUUUUGGGUGGUGUAGCACUUCUUCAGCUUGUUCUGGUGAAUAGCCUUGUUGGGGGAGGCACAGAUAUUGACAGGAAAUUCUUCCUUCAGUCCUAUUCGAGAUUUGCAGAACUCACUCCUCUUCUGUUUUACAUUCUUUUGGCUGUUUGUAUUAUAUCUGUGUUAGACAGGAUUUCAGUUGACCAUGACACUAUCAUUUAUCAACCAUCAUGGAUUGUCGUGGGGGUCUACAUUCUGACACUCAUACUGACUCUCAGUUGCGCUUCUUAUGAUGACAUGAUCGUGCUCUACCCGCAAAAUAAAACACUGUUCCAAGAUCAUAUGAAAACUCAAGAGCUGUUGUCUGACUGGCAGCUGCUCAACACCUUGAGAUGUCUGUUUGCCAUUCUUGGUUGGAUCCUGUUCUCAUUAACUUCACCUCCAGAUCUUCUACUCCAACACCUCGUUCAGGUCAAACAGUUUGAGCAUAAAAAACAGCGGAUACCAUUACAAAGCUCUCUGACUUAGUUACAUCUGUCGAUUUUUUGUCUAAGGAUUAUAACUUUUAAAACUAAUUUAACUACACCUCUGUAUAUAUUUUUUUACUUUUGUAGACUUUAGAAUGAUUGAAUACAGUAAAUGAUUGAAUACUAUUAUUCAACAUUUAUAGAAUGAGAUUAUCACUAUUGUACACUUUGUCAUACAACAUUUUUGUAUCCAGUUAAUGUUUACAGGCAAAUGACAAAAAUAAUAUGAAACUAUUGUAAAGUAGAUAAAUAUAUAGAAUAUCAAAUUAUGUAUUUAGAGUCAGUUGUUCAAAAUUUGUCAAAUUCGUUGUUAAAGAGGUGUUGUUUUGUGGUUAAUGAAAAAUGAAUUUUAUGUUGAUUUUAUAAUAACAUUUGUUUAUUUAGUUAUGUGCCUUACAUAGCAGCAUACCUAUAAAGUAAGUAAGAAGAUGCGUUAGUUUUAAUUUAUUCUUAUUCUAUCAGAACAUAUGUUUAUUUUAUACAUUUGUACACUAGUUUAAGCGUCUAUAUUCUAGCGUAUUUAAAAAAUAGUUCAUUGUAAUUGAAUAAAUUAUAUGCAGCUUUAUUUUAACAUGGCCAUUGGGAAUUUUUAAGAAUUAUAUAAAUCUCGUCCAGGGCAGAUUACUGUUGCACUCUUCCAGCACUUAAGGGCUAAAUUAAUUCAGAUGCUUUGCUAUGGGAAAGUAUGUAUACACAUUUUUAAAUCUAAGCAGUUCUAUUCAAAUAAAAAUAUUAAAAGUUAUAUAUCACUGUAAAUCUUAUAAGGGUUAAGAAAAUUACAUAAAAAUAGAUUGUGAACAUGGACCGUAUUACUGAGAAUAGUUUAGUUAAUUAUAUGUUCAAAAUGAUGCCUCAGCACAAAGCAGAGAGAUAUGAUAAAGCUGAUCACGGUGCUUCCUGGCGAUUAAACUUUACUUGGAGAUUGUUAACAUAACAUUAUAAUAUUUAAUUCACUUUUCAUAGCGCAUUUAUUUAUGAUAUAUAUAUAUAUAUAUAUAUAUAUAUAUGAAGACAAUUUUUAUAUGCAAAUCUAACUGUUGUAUGAACUAUAGGUUCUUUGAUAGAAGUAAUCUGUGCAUAGAUAUAUCAAGGCAUAUACAGUCAUUCAAAUAUAUAGCACUGCAUUUCUUGUAUUGAUUCAAGAUAACACCUGCUCUGGAUUGAUAAGAAUUCUUAGCUCAGAUAAAAAAUGUAGAAAAUAAAAUCUACUUAUCCUUGUGUUAACGUUUAGUAAGAACCAAGCUUAACAAAGUCAAACACUCGCCAGGUCAGUGAGGUAGGCUUCAUAUUCUAUUCUAUAUCGAUAUAGACAUAGUAAGUAGAGUUAUAAACCAAAUUUAAACCCUAGGUUAACUUAUUUGACAGUUAUUUUGUGUACAGACUGACAGAAAUCAGAUUUAAUCGUCAACUGGCAGAAGCUUCAUUACACCCUCCAUCAAUAAUUCCAGUCAUUAUUGAUACAUGCAUAUUCGUGUAAUGGGAAGUCCAAGGUAGUGGCUUCACAUAAAAUGUUCCUUGGUUCUUUCUCUACGGGAGCCAAAUAUCAAUUUGUUAUCGUAACUUGCAUAGUAAUUCCUCACUAUAAAUAUGUUUAUAUGGUUUAUUCCAUGUUUUAUCAAGUUAGGUAGGAGGUCUAAGUUAUUACAUAACUAGCAGUUACCCGUGUCUUUGUACAUAAUUUCGUAUGCUUUGCACGUGUGUGAGCACUUCUGGUUCGAGUGAAUUAUAUUUCCAAUGCCAGUUUUGAGUUUGAUUUAUUGGCACAAUCAAGAAAAUAAUAUGUCAAAAAGUGCAUAAUUAUGACCAUUUAAUGUACUCUUGUCUUAGUAAUUUUUGAUCCAUAGUUGAUUUUGCCUUGUUUUCCGAUUAAUAAAAUAUAUAUACAUACAUA